Molecule: messenger RNA, 3490 nt
Organism: Python bivittatus (Burmese python)
Lineage: Eukaryota; Metazoa; Chordata; Lepidosauria; Squamata; Pythonidae
Source: RefSeq, a predicted model, not a curated record
CUGCUGCCCUCUCCCGCCAGGCCGCUCAGCUCCGCCGCCUCUGCCAGCGCGGUUGCUUUCUCCACCCGCUGGAGACAUCGCACGCUUUUCCAAAGGUUGGGGUGCGGCCACCUGGCCGGAAGGGGCUCGUCCGGGGUUCGAGCUGCUUCUCUCGGAGGGCGGCCGCGGCGGGGCUGCAGAGGAGGGAGCCGGGCCCGAGACGCUGCUCGGUUGUUGCUACAGGUCUGAACGCAUCCAAGAAUGUCCUGGCCCUUGCUGAACCUGGCUUCCUUCUCCUGGCUGAACCCAUAAAGACUUUUUCCUGGCACUGGCCAAAUUGGCAUUUAUUUUCUGAAGACGGAUGAUGGCAACCGGCAAGCAGGGGAAGAGGCAGGAUGAGGGCAGCCUGGGCAGCCUGCUGGACUUGCUGCUGGCUAACGCCAGGGUGGUCCUGGGGGUCAGUGGAGCGGCUGUGUUGGCACUCGCAACGCUGGCCGUCAAGAGGUUCAUUGACCGAGCCACCAGCCCCCCAGAUGAUGACGACGACAUAAAAGCCAAGCAGAAGUCCCUUGAGGAAAGCUGGCAAGAGCUAAGCCUGAUCAAGGGGGUGCCCAAGGUGCGCCGACAAGAUCUCGAGGAGCCACUUUUAUCUCCGGUCGUAGCUGUACCUGCGCAAGACUCUAAAGAUCUUAUCCUGUCUUCGGCGGUCUCUUUGGGGCAGUCAAAAUCCCUGCUCUGCCUCACGCUUCAGGAGAAGCUUCUCUCAUUCUACAGAGAUCAUGUCUCUGUUUCUGAGACCAAAAAGGCUGUUGGGAAGCAGCUCGCAGAAGACAUCCGUGUGGAGCUGCAGAACUUCCUGAAAAACAAAUCUUUGGAUCUGCCCUUUGGGAAUAUUUUCCUUAGCGGCUACCUUUGUGAUGACCUUGUUGGCUGCAACCGCCUUGAGGUGGUCUUCAUGCUUCCCUUAGUCCUAGAAGAUAAUCUUUGGCACCUGAUCCCUGGUGAAGAGACGCUCAUGGAUAACUCAUGGUAUGGGAUGAUCAAACGAAGUGGCCUAGAGUAUUUCACGCGAGGAAGUAGCCCUUGCGACAAGUUCAUUGUAGGUGGAUAUCUAUCAUCCAAUACCAUCAAUGAUGCCCUCCAUAAGAUAUUGGUGGCCUCUAUCAACUGGCCAGUCAUUGGCAGCAUGUUGGAAUGCAUCAUCCGGCCUGCAAUGGCUCCCAGGGAGCUCAAGCUGGAAGUCAAACACGAACAGGUCCUUCUGGACAUAACCCUCUGCCCCAUGGUAGAAGCAGAAGGCAAGAUUCUUCUUGCCACAUCUUUUGAAGAACCUGUGGAGAACCUCUGGCAGCAGAGUUUUUAUGCACUGGAGGUUUCCAAGCUGAAAGAUCUGGAUGCUGGAGAUUCUGGUGUUCGGCAAUGUUGUCUCAGCAUCUUGAAGGCCACCUUUGAAAAUCAUCCUUUCUGGAGCAAAUUAACUGGCAGUCACUUGACUCAUGUUAUCCUCCACCUGAGCAAAACUGAGCUGGACUGGUCAGAGGGGAUGCUGGCGGUGAGGCUCCAGCAAGUGUUGGAAGAGCUGGUCCAGUACUUGGCCAGAGGUUCUCUCCCUUGCUUUUUUGAUGACAAGAUCAACCUCUUCAGCCAUCUGCUCUUGGAGGAGAUUGAUGAGAUUGGCUGUACAUUGUAUGAGGCUUUGGCAGCACCAGAUCUUGCGGAUGGACUGGGUUUAUAAAGAGAGAUCCCGCUGGAGAGAAUACUUGUUCCCUUUGGGAUGGAGAAGACUUGAAAGGGUCCCAUUAACCCCAAUUGCAAUUCUUUGCACCUAAUGAAAUGAAAAGUAUUAGCUCUUGAAGUAAAAUGGCCCUUGAUUGUAAGGCCUUCUGUUAUUGCUGUCUUACCGGAUUCUUUUGCCAUCCCGAGCUGAUGUUCUUCCCCGGUGAUUGCGUUCCUUGUUUCUUCAUAGGACGAGAUGGCAGGGUUGGGAUGACAGAGGGAGAAGCCGCACACGUAGCUAGAUCCCCCUUCCCUUCUCUUGGAUUUCCCCAUUGCUAGGGUUCUAGUGCUGAAAUCUUGUGGAUCUGCAAAUCUAAUGCCCUACCCAGUGCUCUGAGCUGUUGAGACAUAUCUGCUUUGCUGCCCAAUUGGAAAAGAUACUUUGAUAUCUCAUGUCCAUUCUGAGCACCCAGAAACUCGUUAGCAUUUACCGUGAAAAUAUUCAUAGGCUUUUGGGUGCUCAAGGGGAAGGGUUCCACCACGUUGAUGUUGGAAGUUAGGCCAUUCAAUAACUUCAGCAGCCUGCUGCAGCUCUUCUCACUGUGGUAGACUGGGGAGUCCUGCCCGCCAGCCUUUGCCUCCCUCCACGUGUUUCUCAAGUUGUAAGCCUUAAGUGAGCAGGAACCUUGCCUUGCUUUGAUUCUCAACCAGGCAAAAAGAGACCCCAUUUUCAGAAGUGAGCUCUGCCAGUUGUGGAGGGAUGCAAACAGGGAGCCUGUCCCUCAGGCCAUGGGAGGGGCAGACCAGAGGGGCUAUUUGCAGUGGCUUUUGGGCAGACUGGAGCUGCUCUGGUGAUUUGGAGCAACUUUUGGGGAGGGGUUUAAAAUCAAGGGGUCUAGGAACUCUGCCAGUUAAGGAAGGGUAAACUUUCCUGGUUGGACAGCAUCCUGAUCUUCGUGGGGGGAUUCCUUUGUCUACCUUACUGGUGUGCAGUUGAGCCAGUUAUAUGAGUGGGUGGUACUCAAAAGGUAAUCCAGGGCCGAAGAGGAGAAUGGGGGGAGUCGAAAGUUUGGGACCUGGUGAAUGAGGUGAUCUGUAUCUGCCAUCCCAGACCAUUUCUCAGCCUCUGAGUUACCAAUCCUAAGGAACUUGUUAAUUGUGCCGUGCUGCAGGGUAGCUGGUGAGGAAUGGCUGUUUGGGGUUGCGAACGGGAAGGCCCCGUUCCUCGGCGUUUACAACUGAAAGAACAGAUCCCUUCCUUCAACAGGAAGCAGCAUCUACUUAUUGUGGUGACUUUGCCUGCGUGUCGUGGGGCUGCCUGAUCUGGGCUACAGAAACACAGAUGGCCCUUUGUUGGUGACAAUUACGUCAGUUUUCUGGAUUUCUCUGCUGCCAUGCACUGGUCAUCUGGAUUUUAGCAGUGCAGAUCUGUGUUACUCAGCUGACAAUUCCAUUCCUCCCUCCCUCCCUUUUUUUAAUUCAGCUAGAACAGAUAGACAUUCUACAGCAGAUAAUUCUGUAGUGUUUUCCUGUAUACUAUCUUUUUGCAUUGGCAAAGUUAUUCCAAGGUACUUUGUGGCUUCAGCCACCGGACAGCAGAAAUCAGUCAUUAUUGUGGUAUAGAGUUUUACUUUUAAAAGUGGCCAGUUACAAUGAGAUUACUCCCAAAGGGGGUGGGGGUUGAGGUGAAGUCACAGCAGAUACAGACAUCAGGGGAGCAGAACUUUCAGGAAAUGAGCCAUUUCACACAAACGAUUUGAAUUUCUGCAGUUCUGCUAAGUACAUGACUUGUGAA